Pteropus alecto (black flying fox) is the source of this 2497-nucleotide messenger RNA. RefSeq names its product limb development membrane protein 1 like (gene LMBR1L). NCBI's taxonomy places the organism in Eukaryota, Metazoa, Chordata, Mammalia, Chiroptera, Pteropodidae. Bases 448 to 1959 code for a protein of 503 amino acids. The transcript is spliced from 18 exons. Gene Ontology annotation, molecular function: transmembrane signaling receptor activity. Gene Ontology annotation, biological process: receptor-mediated endocytosis; signal transduction. The record is from RefSeq and is a predicted model, not a curated record.
CUCUUUUCGCCCGGCAAGCCUAUUAGCGUUCCUCUAGCGAUGAGCGGCAGUUCCCCAGGAGCCAAUGAAUUACGCUCUCUAAAAGGAACACGCCCAUCCCUUGUGUCGUCACUCGGUCUCCAGUAAAAUAGAACCCGGACGGUCGCUUCCUCGUAGCCAGCCGGGUGGCGGGUGUUUGCGUUGAAACGUGACCGAGGCCCGACCUUAAAGGGGAGGGAGCAGGGGGCGGGGGAAGGGACACUUUAAAGCGAGGCCCGCUGGUGCCUGCCCCUUUAAGGGCGGGGCGUUGAGAAGACUGAAUCUGAACCUCAGAUUACCCCGGUUUCCGUCGCAGGCUGCGAAGAGAGGCUCCUCGGCUGGGUCCGGGUGCUUGGCGGCGGUGGCUUCAUCCCCGCUAGUCCUACCCGGGCCCGGAGACACCCUUGCCCCAGUCAUGCUGAGCAGAGUAUGGAAGCAGCUGACUACGAAGUGCUAUCUGUGCGAGAGCAGCUGUUCCACGAGAGGGUCCGCGAGUGCAUUAUAUCAACACUUCUGUUUGCAACACUGUACAUCCUCUGCCAUAUCGCCCUGACCCACUUCAAGAAGCCUGCUGAGUUCACCACAGUGCUCUCACCCAGGACCCUGACCACGGAGGCCCCGCAACCUGUGGAUGAUGAAGAUGCCACAGUCAACAAGAUUGCGCUUGAGCUCUGCACCUUUACCCUGGCGGUCGCCCUGGGUGCUGUCCUGCUCCUGCCCUUCUCCAUCAUCAGCAAUGAGGUGCUGCUCUCACUGCCUCGGAACUACUACAUCCAGUGGCUCAACGGCUCCCUCAUCCAUGGCCUUUGGAAUCUUGUUUUUCUCUUCUCCAACCUGUCCCUUAUCUUCCUCAUGCCCUUUGCGUACUUCUUCACUGAGUCUGAGGGCUUCGCUGGCUCCAGAAAGGGUGUCCUGGGCCGGGUCUACGAGACGGUGGUGAUGUUGAUGCUCCUUACUUUGCUGGUGCUGGGCAUGGUGUGGGUGGCAUCAGCCAUUGUGGACAACAACAAAGCCAGCAGGGAGUCACUCUAUGACUUCUGGGAGUACUACCUCCCCUACCUCUAUUCCUGCAUCUCCUUCCUUGGGGUCCUGCUGCUCCUGGUGUGUACUCCGCUAGGUCUCGCCCGCAUGUUCUCGGUCACUGGGAAGCUGCUGGUCAAGCCCCGGCUGUUGGAAGACCUGGAGGAGCAGCUGUACUGCUCAGCCUUUGAGGAAGCAGCUUUGACCCGCAGGAUUUGCAAUCCCACUUCCUGCUGGCUGCCUUUGGACAUGGAGCUGCUACACAGACAGGUCCUGGCUCUGCAGACACAGAGGGUCCUGCUGGAGAAGCGACGGAAGGCCUCAGCCUGGCAGCGGAACCUGGGCUACCCCCUGGCCAUGCUAUGCUUGCUGGUACUGACGGGCCUAUCUGUGCUCAUUGUGGCCAUCCACAUCCUGGAGCUGCUCAUUGAUGAGGCUGCCAUGCCCCGGGGCAUGCAGGAUGCCUCCCUGGGCCAGGUCUCCUUCUCCAAGCUGGGCUCCUUUGGUGCCGUCAUUCAAGUUGUACUCAUCUUUUAUCUGAUGGUAUCCUCGGUUAUGGGAUUCUACAGCUCUCCACUCUUCCGGGGCCUGCGGCCCAGAUGGCAUGACACAGCCAUGACUCAGAUAAUCGGGAACUGUGUCUGUCUCCUCGUUUUAAGCUCAGCACUUCCUGUCUUCUCUCGAACCCUGGGGCUCACUCGCUUUGACUUGCUGGGUGAUUUUGGACGCUUCAACUGGCUGGGCAAUUUCUACAUCGUGUUCCUCUACAAUGCAGCCUUCGCGGGCCUCACCACUCUUUGUCUGGUGAAGACCUUCACCGCAGCUGUGCGGGCAGAGCUGAUCCGGGCCUUUGGGCUGGACAGACUGCCAUUGCCCGUCUCCGGUUUCCCCCGGGCAUCUAAGAAGGCCCAGCACCAGUGACCUCCAACUGGGAGUGGGAGGGAGAAAACUGGACACUGCCAUCUGCUGCCCAGGCUUGGAGGGGCACCCGGGAGUGGUGGAACUUAGGAACUUGAAUCAGAGAGGGUGGGUGGCAGAGGGGCACAGCUGCACUGUUGCAUUACCUGAGCCAGAGUUUGGGACCAGGCCUCCCUGUUUUUCCAGACUUAACUGUGGGCCUCAGCAUAGGGUGGGGCUGAGUAACUGGAUCUGGCUGCUGGUCCCAAAUCCGUUUACACAUCAAUCUGCCUCACUGUUAUUCCGGGCCAUGCCCAUAGCCAUGUUUACAUGUUUACAUGAUUUGAUGUGCAAUAGGGUGGGGUUGGGACAGGGGAGGGACUGAGCGGGAGCAGACUUGGGAGGCAGAUUGUCUCUCUUUGCCUCUGGCCCAGAAGAACCUAAGCACUGUGCUAUCCUAGAGGGGCUUUGGACCGCUGGAGAGACGAGGGCAUGGGGAAGAAGAGGCCACAACCAUCAGCAAUAAAGUUGAUCCCAAGGUUUGCUUUGGUUUUUUAAAGGA